AUAUAAAUACCCCACACCACCACAACCCAAGCGCACACACACACACACUAUCACCUUCACAUUCACAUUCCAAAAGUGAUUAUUUCUUCUUUGUGUUCCUCAAACACAUGAGUGUAGGAGGAGCUAGAGAAAACAACAUUAUUAUCAACAACAAAAUAAUAUUACAAUGGAGAGCCAAGAUCAUCUUUCACCAUCACACGUGGAUGCAUCUAGACCGUCCCUUGGUUUCCCUUUGGGCACUGCCCUUCUCUUGAUUAUAAUUUUUAGUUUGAGUGGUAUCCUUUCUUGUUGCUAUCAUUGGGACAAACUCCGUUCUCUUCGUCAAUCUUUCUCUGAUUCCGACUCUCAAAUUCAUUCAUCAAAUAAAUCUAAACUUUACUCCACCGAAUUGAAGCAAAACAGGGGAGAAAGUUUCUCAGUGAUGAUGCCAGGGGAUGAUGUGCCAAAGUUUAUAGCGAUGCCAUGUCCGUGUCAACCAUCACGGCCAGAGAACAUUGUUGUUACUGUCGUGAAGCCGCCUCCGCCACCGCUAAAGCCACCGCAACUAGCAAUUCCUUUGUAUUUGUAAAAAGUUAGGUAGUCAUGUUUUGUUGUUGUGUUGUGUUACAACUCUUUUCAUCACAUGUUGCCACCGUUUUGUUGUUGUAUCAAUGUAUCUAUGGUCUUAUGUUUAUUAUUUACCUAGGACUAGGAAAAUUGUUAACGAGUAAAAGGGUGGUAACAUGUGAUGAGAAAUUGAGAAUUAGAAGAAAGAAGGUUAAUUAGUAGAUUUUUAUGAUUAUAUAUUCUAUUUCAUUCAAUCCUUUGGUGUUUUUUGGUAUGUAAUUAUAUUGAAGAGAUUUAAAUGGUUUAUAAAUUUUAAUUAUAUCGGAAAUAAAAAUUCAAUUUCUCUUUCUCUUCUUCA
Messenger RNA from Trifolium pratense (red clover), 904 nucleotides. RefSeq lists its product as uncharacterized. Bases 167 to 568 code for a protein of 133 amino acids. The record is from RefSeq and is a predicted model, not a curated record. Lineage: Eukaryota; Viridiplantae; Streptophyta; Magnoliopsida; Fabales; Fabaceae. The transcript is spliced from 2 exons.